AUGGAACUCUGCGUGAAACUGAGUGUGGAAGUUCCAGCUAUUGUCUAUGAAUAUUGUUACCAAAGAGUCCUAACCGAGUAGUUCAUGAAAAUGUCAAAGUUUCUGGGUUCCGUCCCCGGAAAAAGAGUUCCAGAGAAUAUCAUUGUUGGUUUCAUUGGGAGGCAAUACGUUUUGAGAGCUACUGUUGAAUUUAUCUUGAAGAGAACACUUCCUCGCGCCAUGGAGUCUAUGACUGGAAAGACAUUAAAAGACUCUAUAAAGAUAGUAAGCUGCUUUCCAGAUAUGGAGAACGCUUAUUAUCAGCUCAAGACUCUUAGUUAUGAGUUGGUAUAAAGAUGGAAUCCUGAGAAUGGGUAUAAUAUAUAUAUGAAGAUCGUUGUAGAGUUAGACAAUGAGAUAGACCUAAAACCUUGUGAAAGACAGCUAAGACAGAAAUAUAAGUCCUUUGGUGCAUUGAAGAUUGUAACUGCAUGAGGUCUACAUGUGGGAGAUCUUGCAAUCAUUGAUAUAUCUGCUGCAACCAUAGAUGAAGGGUCAACGGGUCAAGCGAUGCCAAAUGCUGAAAGCAAAGGUUUUCAUUUUGACUCGAAAGAAGGGAACAUAUUGCUUCAUGGAUUCCUUGGUUCAAUCUUAGGAAUCCGAGCAGGGAGAGAAUCAUAGUCAUUCUCGCUUGUGUUUCCUGAAUCAUGGAAACAAGAAACCUUGUGCCAACGUGCUCUGUUCACUGUUGACUAUAAGGAACAAUUCUAAAGAGAUUUAAACUUAGACGAUUCACUUGCCGAUAAAGUUGUGACAACCCAUCCCGCUCACUCGGAAUCCAGCUCAUAG
Messenger RNA from Brassica oleracea var. oleracea, 828 nucleotides. RefSeq names its product trigger factor-like protein TIG, Chloroplastic. Gene Ontology annotation, biological process: protein unfolding; 'de novo' cotranslational protein folding; protein transport. NCBI's taxonomy places the organism in Eukaryota, Viridiplantae, Streptophyta, Magnoliopsida, Brassicales, Brassicaceae. Gene Ontology annotation, molecular function: ribosome binding; peptidyl-prolyl cis-trans isomerase activity; protein folding chaperone. The record is from RefSeq and is a predicted model, not a curated record.